This is a messenger RNA of Prunus armeniaca (apricot), 1932 nucleotides long. The record is from the annotation of a GenBank genome assembly. Lineage: Eukaryota; Viridiplantae; Streptophyta; Magnoliopsida; Rosales; Rosaceae.
AUGGUGAACAAAGGUAGCAACUAUCAUUGUGGUGGUGAGCUUUAUUAUCCCGCCGUCGCCGGCUAUCAGCUUGGUUUUAUUCAGAGCAUCCCGAUACCACCCAUGGAUUCCGUCAACCUACUUUCCUCUCGGUGGGUGGAAUUUAAAGAUGCAAAAGAAGUCACCACUUUGACGGAUUUCAACCAAGACUUGGUGAAAUCCUUCAAUAUUUCGAUUAGAGAUCCUCGGUUUGGUGACUCUAACAUUUUCAUCCACUGGUGGAAAGAGAUGUCGGCCAUAAGAGAAAGAAAAGAAGAGGCCCAAGCAAAAGCCGACAUCGCCGAUAAGGAAAAUCCUCCCGCCGACAUUGUUGAGAAAGAGAAUUCGGCCAAAUCUACCAAUGCAAAUUCUGGGCAGGGUGAGAAAAGGCUCAACGCCCCCAUUCAAGAUUUGCAUUUCCAACCUUCUAAAUUUUUAAUGGGCACCUCCAAGAGAUUAAGCUUCCAACUUUUUAGGAGACACCCCCGCCAAAAAUAUUGUGCCCUCACAAACAUUCCUCCUGCCCAGAAAAGUUCCGCAGAACCUCUCACCUCAAGGUUUGGUCAUCAUUCCUCUUCUCAUUCGGUCUGGGCCGUGCAAUCGGCCACUACUUCGUCCGCCGCUCCGGAAACUCAACCUUCCACACUUGAGAAGGAAAUUGGGGCACAAAUCAUGACUUCGGUGGGCGAGGAUGAGUCAGCCAAGAUCGACACCACGGAGCGCCCGGAGGAUGUUUCCACGGGGUCACACGAGAUUAUUCCCAUCUCCGAUGAUCACGCCCAUGAGCACGUGGCCGAGCUGACCGAGGAAGACUUCCCACACGUUCCAAACUCUCAUCCUUCUAAAAUUUAUUCAACACUUGCCCCAAAUUCCUUAUUUUCAACGUUUGAACAUUUUAGCAGGCCAUUUUUGGCCCUGAACUUUCUUCGGUCGACACCACGGCCAUUGAGGCCGAACUUCAGCCCCUUUUUUGCCAUGAGCUCGGACACUCCUUCGACUCGCCCUCUCGAGGCGCCUCGAAGUGGCCCAACUUUUCAGGCGGAUGUGGUGGAGUCUACAGCCAUUAUGGUUGACCAUGCGAUCGUCACUAGUGGUGUGCCUUUCACUAUUCCCACCGACGAAAGUGCACCGCCUGAGCCCGUCCUUAUGUUGACCUCGGGAGCUCCUACCUUGGUGGUCGUUGCUAUUCUAUCUGAACUCCAACUUGAGAUUACCACGGAUCCAUCGGCGGAGGAUGGAGGUAACUUGGCCAUGGUCCCUCAUGAAGAGGCCCAUCUACCAUCCCCUGAUCAGAUCAGUGGGAUGCAUCUAUAUCCUCCACGGAGGCUUCCGCUCUCCUUGCCACUUCUUCCACAUCGACCGGGGGCCCUAUCAGAUUUCGAGGCUGAGGCCAUACUUCGGUCAUACAGAGAUGGAGACCUCAUGUCCUUGGAGGACAAAGAUGAGAGAAGCAAGCUCAAGGCCAUCAUUGAGCCUUUGGCGAGUUCAGGCUUUUUCCCUGAUCCACGCUCGACAGCUAUGAUUACUCAUCUCUUUGGUCAGGUGGAGAGGUUUGCCCCCCGUCGCCGUCCUUUUUUGGAGGAGAAAAGGAUAGGCCAAGACUUGGAGCAGCGGAUUACCUCAUGUAGUGCCACCAUAAGGAGAGAGAUCGAGAUUGCCCAUCGGAUGCAACAAGGGGCUGUGGAUAUCGAUGAGCAGGUGAGGCAGCUUCAAGAGAGGAAGGCUGGCAUUGUUACCAAAGUCUCCGAGAUUGUUCGGAGUAACAGGCCUCUCGAGGCUCAACUUCGACAGGAUGCAGCGGCGGUAGGAGUGUAUCGAGAGAGGAAGUUGAUGAUUCAGUCUAACUUGUCCGCCGGAGAUACUGCGAUGGAGAGUUUUAGGACUGCCCUUCGUACCCUUUUCCUUGAUGCUUAG